CGUCACUCCCCUUUCCCGGUACCACACCUGUGUUUCAUAAUUUUUUGUCCAACAAAACACGCAAGAUCAACGUUUCGCUCCAUACACGCCUCUCUCUCAGAUUGAUUGACAAACCUCAAAUCCUUUUCCACUGUACAUUUUUGGCUUGAUUUCUCCUUCGAUUGAGAGACCCAAAAGCCGAUCCGGCGACGGAGAUCGGCGGACCGCGCUCGUGAGCGGCGGCAACCACCAACUUCAGGCGGGUGGCAGUGAUCGAACGGGUGCUUAUUACCGAGGUGGCUGGGUUGGGGUUUGUCUGACCACGCCAUCGCCCAUUACCAGCAUGCGCAGAGAAUUUUCACGGAAGCGAUUUCCACUCGAGUUCCUUCUUACAUCUCCUCCAGUAAUCAAAGAAUGACAGAGGAUCAGUCAGUGGUUGGUAGGAGGAGAAUCUAUUAUGACCAGAAUGGUGGCAAAGCUCUUAUAUGUAGUGAUAGUGAAGAAGAAGCAGUUGAGGAUGAAGAAGAAACGGAAGAAACAGCCAUCAAAGAAGUUGGCAUUUCUGAUUUGACGUCGGAUAUAUUGGCCCAGUGUUUGUCAAGAAAACCUCGUGAAAUCAAGGAUAUUUUACAGAUGAAGAACCUAACGAAUGAAGAGCAUGUUCACAUUCUUCGCCGUCAAAGCACAGGCUUCCCUCGAGGAAGCUGGAAGUACAGAGAUGUUGCACUGCAUAAAUGUGGUCGAUGGGAAGCAAGAAUGGGUCGAUUCUUGGGAAAGAAGUAUAUGCAUCUUGGAUUACUCGACAGUGCAGCUGCAAGGUAUAUGCAGCUUGGAUUACCCUAUAGUGAAGCUGCAAGAUUUUAUAACCAAGCUGCCAUAAAUGUAAUGGAAGAAAAAAUGUGGCGAACUUUGAGUGUGGUAACUAUGAAGAGAAAAUUGUCGGCCCCAAAGACGGAGAUUAAUUUGUUUCCAAUCACGGCCUUAAAGGUUCGCAGUAAUUUCUCGAGGACAUGGAAUCAAUAAUUGGAAGAGGCCAGGUGAAAGGCGGUUGGUUCAAUUGUUUCUAGGGGCGAAGAUAAUUAUUGUGCAGCUUUAAAGAGCCUGCUUUACAAAUGCAUGCACGAGUCUCUAUUUAGAAACUCUACUGAGUCCCAAAUUCUUGAAAGUACAGAAAGCAGCACACCACUUUCGCGUGUCUUGAGUUUUUUUUUUCUCUGUUCAAAAAACUUUACAUCAUAUAUGAUGUCUUUAUAAUUAUUGAGUUAGUAUCCACUUUUAUUCUUGAAUUUUACUUUCUUGGUUCGAAAUGAUGCUCAAAUUUGUCUGCAUAAAUAACUAUGGGAUAGCAGUUGUCGAAUGGAAUUAUGACGAGGGGAUGUGGCAUGUAUUCACGCUCUUGUAGUGACAAUUACGGUGAUUUUUUUAGAGCUUGUCUGUGUGAGCCGAGAGGACUUAUCAUCUCUUUUCAGAUUUUGUCUUUAGAUUGACUGAGCUUGUAUUUUUUUCAUGCUUUGUAUUGUAAUAGAAGGCCAUGGUUGUGAUUGUCAAAUUGUGCCGGCUUUUGAAUUACUUUGGUAUAGUUCAACCCUUCAGUUGGCGUCUAUAAACAGGUGUUGUGAUUAUUAAAAUACUAUAGUGAAUGCAUUUAGCUUACGUUCUUCUCUAUCAUUAACUACUUUGUUGUUAC
Striga asiatica is the source of this 1666-nucleotide messenger RNA. Lineage: Eukaryota; Viridiplantae; Streptophyta; Magnoliopsida; Lamiales; Orobanchaceae. The record is from the annotation of a GenBank genome assembly.